AUGUCCAUGGUAGUCGAAGAAAUUGGAUUGUUGUCGACUAAUGGAGUCGCGCCGAAAUUGUCCAUCUUGAAGUUGGAGGAGGACGAGGAGCAGGCCACCUCUUGUAAUACACGGCCAUGGCAUGAUCUGCCACUAAAAUUGCUACAACAGGUCGUCUCGAGACUUUCUUUGGUGGAUCGUAUCCGAUUCCCUGCAGUCUGCAAGUCGUGGAGCAUGGUGCCCAACCCAGUUGAGCAAGUCAAUGUGUGGCCUUGGCUCCUGCACUGCUCCGGCCGAGAUGGGGCAUGUACGUUAUUCGACCCUCUGCGCGGCCAGGAGUACAAAAUGACGGUUGGAACAUUCGACAUCAACCUAGACGAACAAGACGAGCAUAUUUUCCGAUUCUCCAAAAACGGUUGGGUGGCCAUGUCGACCAAUGCAGAUAUCGAUGACAUGUACAUCAUAAACCCCUUCAACGAGGACGUUGUGGAGAUACCCAUCCUCGAGAGGAAAUACUACUACAUGGGCCUGUCAUGGUCCUCGGCGGACCCGGCGUCACCGGAGUGCGUCUUCUUCGGCAUCGUCAGCCGGCACGACGGCAAAGAAAUCAAUGUCCUUAAUUACGUGGCGGCACGGCGAGAUCGAGUGGUUUGAAAGGCAUUUUGAGUAGUACGGAGGGGAGCCCUUCCCGGUGGCAUACAACAACCCCGUCUUCUUCCACGACAAGUUCUAUUGCCUCGGGAGAAAGGGCAACCUCGGCACGUUUGACCCGGCAAGCGACACAUGGAUGAUAUUGGAGAAGCCUAACCCGAUUCAUGUGGAGAUGGACCUCGAAGGCGACCACCAUGAGGGGAGAGAGUUUUGCUACCUGGUUGAGCUGGGAGAGGACCUCGUCUCCGUGUUCAUGCGUAACGCCGACGAGCCGCCACGGGUGUUCAAGCUCAACGAGGAGGAGAUGGCCUGGACAGAGGUACACGAGAUAGGCGGCGCGGCCUUGUUUCUUGAUUUCAGGGUGUCAUACGCCGUGGUGUCCCCGGAAGCUGGACAUGGCAAUAGGAUCUACUUCCCGAGGUAUUCCGAGAAUGGCAAACAAGCGGCUUUCUAUGAUAUGGAGACCAAGGCAUACCACCCAUCCUUCUAUGGGUUGAAGUCACCGUUGCAAUGUGUGUGGGUUGUGCCUAAUCUACGGCCACACAUCGUAUCAAAAUAAGUCUUGGCUAGGACACUACCUGAAGGUGUACCAAGUGAUUACAUAUAGUUUGAACAAUGUUUGACCAAUUCGAAAAUAUAAACAUCUACCCAAUCAAAUAAUUACAAUAUGAAAAUAUUUUAAGGCAGAGGGUCCAUCCCCGAACGCGCCGCUCAGCGGCGUCACCUGCACCGACGCUCCCAUCUGACGUGUUCACCCCUUUGCCGGCGGCAGGUGCGACGGGCGGAGGCGGCGACAGCGACGGCAAGUGGAGUUUGUUUGGGUUGUAGACCAGAGGCUGUCCUCGGCAUCCCGAGCUUGAUUGCUGGUCUUGCUUCCCUAAAAGGGGUCUUCUGAACAAGACUGAACUCUCUCAGAAAGAAAGUUCUGAAAUGAG
Messenger RNA from Triticum aestivum (bread wheat), 1565 nucleotides. RefSeq names its product F-box/kelch-repeat protein At1g57790-like. Gene Ontology annotation, molecular function: protein binding. The coding region runs from base 1 to 633 and encodes 210 amino acids. The record is from RefSeq and is a predicted model, not a curated record. The transcript has a single exon. Lineage: Eukaryota; Viridiplantae; Streptophyta; Magnoliopsida; Poales; Poaceae.